This is a messenger RNA of Echinococcus granulosus, 2226 nucleotides long. RefSeq names its product Protocadherin beta-14. Gene Ontology annotation, biological process: homophilic cell-cell adhesion. The coding region runs from base 1 to 2226 and encodes 741 amino acids. Gene Ontology annotation, molecular function: calcium ion binding. Gene Ontology annotation, cellular component: plasma membrane. The transcript has 4 exons. Lineage: Eukaryota; Metazoa; Platyhelminthes; Cestoda; Cyclophyllidea; Taeniidae. The record is from RefSeq and is a predicted model, not a curated record.
AUGGUCUCAAAAGGAAUUUUCCUCCUUAUCACUUUCCUACUGCUCAUCUCCCACUGCCCAGUCGGUAGCCAAUUGAUGGAGUCGGUGAGUGUGUUGGAGAAUAGCGAACUGGGCACCGUAGUGUACGACCUCCGAGAGGGCCUAUUGCGCAUCCUUGAUCCCGGUCAGUUGGCCAAUGUGACAGUAUACGCGGGACAGCAGGACCUCUUUUGGCCAUUCGCCCUCAAGGAUCUCCGCAUUAUUGUCGCCCGUCCCCUAGACAGAGAGGCGAUCUGCGAGAAGCAGAGAGCCUUCGAUCUCAGUCAGUACCUCAGUGGAGCACUAAACGGUGGUGAUUGCCCAAUCUAUCACUGCUGCCAACUGCUCCACAUUAAUGUCGUCGUGAGUCCCACCAGUCCCACGCAGGUUUUCUUUAUUCGAGUAGCGGUUCAGGACCUCAAUGACAACCCACCCACCUUCCCCCACCUGGAGUCGCCCUUCGCCACUAUCCCAGAAGAUCUGCCUGUGGGUGAGAGGAUUCCCCUCCCCGAAGCCAUCGACAUUGAUAGUCGACCUUUCGGGGUUAUGGACUACCGAAUAGCCCGAUGGAUUCAAGGAAAUGCCUCCCACUUUCAGCUGAAUACAAUGACGGAUCAAGAGGAUGAGGAAGUAAACAUGAAAACUGGACAUCCUUAUUUGAGCGUUGUCCAUCCUCUGGAUCGGGAAACUGAAGAGGUCUAUGAAUUUGUCUUGGAGGCAAUAGAUGGAGGUCAAGGAGACGGAGAAAGCCCAUUUACAGGAAGUGUAGGUAUACUUAUUCGAGUGCGUGAUGUCAACGACAAUGCACCGGAAUUCGAUGAGAAGGCUUACAGUGCAGUGGUUCAAGAAAAUACCCUUCCUCGAAGGGUCCUUCAGUUUAAAGUGGCCGACAUGGACGCAGGAGAGAAUGGGCGAGUCUUUCUCAGUAUAUUUGAUCCAACUCACAAGGCCAAUAACCUAUUUCGCGUCUCUCUACAAAAUACCCUUCCACCACCUGAAGCGUUAAACAGAUACUCCCAAUCUCGACGUACACCCGGAUCAUUCUACACCGCGUCAGUUCACUUACUUGAGUAUCCGGAUGCAGAACAGCUGCCACCACGAUUGAAGUUCCACAUCACUGCCACAGAUAACGGCCAGCCUCCUCUAAGCUCGCGGGCAGAAGUAAAUGUCGAUAUAAUCAAUGUGAAUGAUCAAGCACCGAACAUCGUUUUUCUGCGCGAGGGUAAGCGCCUCACUUCGAGUCGUCUGGCGCUGCCUGAGGUGAUUACUGUGCCAGAGUCCAUCGUGGUAGAGGUGCAUGUUACAGAUUCGGAUUCCAACUUGGGUCAAUUAAGCUGUUCUGUCACCUCUGAGAUGGACGCCUUCCGUCUCAUCGAGGUACAUCCCUUCUCCAACGGUGGCGACUCUGCUGCAACAGUUCUGUCGAAUUUCAGACAUUCCAUUCCUUCUUCUUCCACCUUCUCCUCUAGCUCCUCCUUCCUCUUCCCCUCCUACCGGCAAUUCACUUUACGAACUAAGGUCAAUUUGGAUAGGGAAACAAAGGCCGCAUAUAUGUCGCUCCUUUCGACGAAAAAUGAGAGAACAAUGGACACAGUGUUGCAUAUGCAAAAGCGCCUCCACCUGAUGCUUAGACCUGGAGGAACGAAGGAUAAGCGCCAGGAGUGGGAGCUUUUUGUGGUCGCAGACAAUGAUUCAGCUAAGCCCCUUACCCGCAAUGCGAGUCUUCACGUCAGUAUUAGCGAUAUCAACGACGAGACACCGAGGUUCGAACACACCGCUUAUCAGGGCCACGUCCGAGAGAACCAAGCCAAUGCGCCGGUAACGCACCUCUCGCCCUCUCCAACGCUUUGCGUGACCGACGCAGACAUUGGGCGCAACGCCCUCAUCACCUUUUCGUUGAAAGAGGCACCAGAGAAAGCGGGCAAAGGACACCCACUGAACGCCAGCACUCGUGACACCUCCGACGUCGGCUACUUCCGCAUCGAUCCGCGCUCCGGUCGACUCUGGACGGUAACCGCUCUGGAUGCAGAGGAAGACGCCCCGGGUGAGCACAAGUACGUCUUCUACGUGGUUGCUACCGACGACGGCGUACCGGAGAGAAGAUCCAGUUCCGCGUUGGUCACUGUCCUCGUCGACGAUGUAAACGAUAAUCCACCGACCUUUGAGCAUUAUACUUACAACUUUGAGAACGCCAAAGAAGUACAUUAA